Messenger RNA from Leptonychotes weddellii (Weddell seal), 2333 nucleotides. The record is from RefSeq and is a predicted model, not a curated record. Lineage: Eukaryota; Metazoa; Chordata; Mammalia; Carnivora; Phocidae.
GCCUCGCCUCUGACCGCUCCCUCCGCCUCCUCCCCGCCCCGAGCCCCAGUCCGCCCGUCCUUCCUUCCCCUCCCGUGCAUGAUGGAAACACCAUGGCUGCGGCGGCCCAGCUCUCCCUGACACAGGUUGAUACAGGCAAUACUGGACGGGUAUUGGCUUCUGAUGCUGCUGUUUUCCUGAAAAGAUCAGGGCUUCCAGACUUGAUACUUGGGAAGAUUUGGGAUUUAGCUGACACAAAUGGCAAAGGAAUCCUGAACAAACAAGAAUUCUUUGUUGCUUUGCGUCUUGUGGCAUGUGCCCAGAAUGGAUUGGAGGUUUCACUGAGUAGCUUAAACCUGGCCGUCCCUCCACCAAGAUUUCAUGAUACCAGUAGUCCUUUGCUAAUCAGUGGAACUUCUGUAGCUGAGCUCCCAUGGGCUGUAAAAUCUGAAGAUAAGGCCAAAUAUGAUGCAAUUUUUGAUAGUUUAAGCCCAGUAAAUGGAUUUCUCUCUGGUGAUAAAGUGAAACCAGUGUUGCUCAACUCUAAGUUACCUGUGGAUAUCCUUGGAAGAGUUUGGGAGUUGAGUGACAUUGAUCAUGAUGGAAUGCUUGACAGAGAUGAGUUUGCAGUUGCCAUGUUUUUGGUAUACUGCGCAUUGGAGAAAGAACCUGUGCCAAUGUCCUUGCCUCCCGCCUUGGUGCCACCUUCUAAGAGAAAAACGUGGGUUGUAUCCCCUGCAGAAAAGGCUAAAUAUGAUGAGAUCUUCUUGAAAACUGAUAAAGAUAUGGAUGGCUUUGUGUCUGGAUUGGAAGUCCGUGAAAUCUUCCUGAAGACAGGUUUACCUUCUACCUUACUAGCCCAUAUUUGGACAUUAUGUGACACAAAGGACUGUGGGAAGCUUUCAAAAGAUCAGUUUGCCUUGGCUUUUCACUUAAUCAAUCAAAAGUUAAUAAAGGGCAUUGAUCCUCCUCACAUUCUGACUCCUGAGAUGGUCCCACCAUCAGACAGGGCCAAUUUACAAAAGAACAUCAUAGGAUCAAGUCCUGUUGCAGAUUUCUCUGCUAUUAAGGAGCUAGAUACCCUUAACAAUGAAAUAGUUGACCUACAGAGGGAAAAGAAUAAUGUGGAACAGGACCUUAAGGAGAAAGAAGAUACUAUUAAACAGAGGACAAGCGAGGUUCAGGAUCUGCAAGAUGAAGUUCAAAGGGAGAAUACUAAUCUGCAAAAACUCCACGCCCAGAAACAGCAAGUACAGGAACUCCUUGAUGGACUAGAUGAGCAGAAAUCCCAGCUGGAGGAACAACUGAAGGAAGUUAGAAAGAAAUGCACUGAGGAGGCCCAGCUGAUCUCAUCCCUGAAAGCUGAAUUAACUAGUCAAGAAUCGCAAAUCUCUACUUAUGAGGAAGAGCUGGCCAAAGCUAGGGAAGAGCUGAGUCGCCUACAGCAAGAAACGGCAGAAUUGGAGGAGAGUGUGGAGUCAGGGAAGGCUCACCUGGGACCUCUUCAGCAGCAUCUGCAAGAUUCACAACAGGAAAUCAGUUCAAUGCAAAUGAAACUGAUGGAAAUGAAAGAGCUGGAGAACCGUAAUAAUCAGUUAAAUUGGUGCAGUAGCCCACACAGCAUUCUUGUAAAUGGUGCUACAGAUUAUUGCAGCCUCAGCACCAGCAGCAGUGAAACAGCUAACCUUAAUGAGCAUGCUGAAGGCCAAGGCAACCUGGAGUCAGAGCCCAUACACCAGGAGUCUCCAGCAAGAAGUAGUCCUGAAAUACUGCCUUCUGGUGUGACUGAUGAUAAUGAAGUGGCGACAACAGCUGUUAAUGAGAAAGUUUGCCCUGAAUUUAAUAGUGACAGACAUUCAAAAGAGGGAGAUCCAUUUAAUGUAGAAUCAAGUUCACUGACAGAUCCAGUUGCAGAUACAAACUUGGAUUUUUUCCAGUCUGAUCCUUUUGUUGGCAGUGAUCCUUUCAAGGAUGAUCCUUUUGGAAAAAUUGAUCCAUUUGGAGGUGAUCCUUUCAAAGGUUCAGAUCCAUUUGCAUCUGACUGUUUCUUCAAGCAGUCUUCUGCUGACCCUUUUGCCACCUCAAGUACUGACCCUUUCAGUGCAGCCAGCAAUAGCAGUAAUACAUCGGUAGAAACAUUGAAGCACAAUGAUCCUUUUGCUCCUGGUGGAAUAGUUGUUGCAGCAAGUGAUUCAGAUGAAAAUAAGUAUCCCUCUGAAGAAGAUAUGAUUGAAUGGGCCAAGAGGGAAAGUGAGAGAGAGGAAGACCAGAGGCUUGCCCGACUAAAUCAGCAAGAGCAGGAAGACUUAGAACUGGCUAUUGCACUGAGCAAAUCUGAGAUAUCAGAAGCAUGA